GGAGCGGGAGCCGAAGCGGAGCCCGGGCCAGAGCCGGCGGAAUGGAGCCCCCGCGAGCGCCCGCGCUGCGCCGCCUGCUCCCGCCGUUGCUGCUCUUACUGCUGCCACUGCCCCCCCGCGCCCGGGCCAAGUAUGUGCGGGGCAACCUCAGCUCCAAGGAGGACUGGGUAUUCUUGACAAGAUUUUGUUUCCUCUCGGAUUAUGGUCGACUGGACUUCCGCUUCCGCUACCCUGAGGCCAAGUGCUGUCAGAACAUCCUCCUCUAUUUCGAUGAUCCAUCCCAGUGGCCAGCAGUGUACAAGGCAGGAGACAAGGACUGCCUGGCCAAGGAAUCAGUGAUCAGGCCGGAGAACAACCAGGUCAUCAAUCUCACCACCCAGUAUGCCUGGUCAGGCUGUCAGGUGGUGUCAGAAGAGGGAACCCGCUACCUGAGUUGCUCCAGUGGCCGAAGCUUCCGCUCUGUGCGUGAAAGGUGGUGGUACAUCGCACUCAGCAAGUGUGGGGGAGAUGGGCUGCAGCUGGAAUAUGAGAUGGUCCUCACCAAUGGCAAGUCAUUCUGGACAAGGCACUUCUCUGCUGAUGAGUUUGGGAUCUUGGAGACAGAUGUGACCUUCCUCCUCAUCUUCAUCCUCAUCUUCUUCAUCUCCUGUUACUUUGGAUAUUUGUUGAAAGGUCGUCAGUUGCUUCACACAACUUAUAAAAUGUUCAUGGCCGCAGCAGGAGUGGAGGUCCUAAGCCUCCUGUUUUUCUGCAUCUACUGGGGCCAGUAUGCUACUGAUGGCAUUGGCAAUGAGAGUGUGAAGAUCCUGGCCAAGCUGCUCUUCUCCUCCAGCUUCCUCAUCUUCCUGCUCAUGCUCAUCCUUCUGGGGAAGGGAUUCACGGUGACACGGGGCCGCAUCAGUCAUUCGGGCUCUGUGAAGUUGUCUGUGUACAUGACCCUGUACACCCUCACCCACGUGGUGCUGCUUAUCUACGAGGCUGAAUUCUUUGACCCAGGUCAGGUACUGUACACCUAUGAGUCUCCGGCGGGCUAUGGACUCAUCGGGCUGCAGGUGGCAGCCUACGUGUGGUUCUGCUAUGCUGUGCUCAUCUCCCUGCGACAUUUCCCUGAGAAGCAGCCCUUUUACGUGCCCUUCUUUGCUGCCUACACCCUCUGGUUCUUUGCAGUUCCCGUCAUGGCCCUAAUCGCCAAUUUUGGGAUCCCCAAGUGGGCCCGGGAGAAGAUUGUCAAUGGCAUCCAGUUGGGAAUCCACCUGUAUGCCCAUGGAGUCUUCCUGAUCAUGACUCGCCCAUCUGCGGCCAACAAGAACUUCCCGUACCACGUACGCACAUCGCAGAUCGCCUCCGCAGGGGCUCCGGGCACCGGAGGGAGCCAAUCCACAGACAAGGCCUUUCCGCAGCACGUCUAUGGGAAUGUGACCUUCAUUAGCGACUCGGUGCCCAACUUCACGGAGCUCUUCUCCAUCCCCCCGCCCACCUCCUCCGUAAGCCCUGCGGCCCCGGCGCCCGAGGAGCUGCUGGCGCCGCCCCUGGAGUACCUGACCCCUCUCCCAGCCCCGCCGCCGCCCCCGCCCCCAGUGUUGGGGCGCCUGAGCCCGCCCCCUGCCUUUCGCACGCCCCGCGCCCCAACGCCGCGCCGUCACCGUCCCCUGGCGCCCGCGCCUACCCUUCCGGACUGGGUCCUGGCGCUACUGCGCACGCCCCCUCAAACGCCACGCGCGGUGCCCCCACCGCCCGCCUUCCGAGGCUCUCCCCCAGCUCCCAGGCUGCAGCCGGAGUUUGUCCGGCGCACCCCAUCGCCUCCCCUUGAGUACCUGGCUCCGCUGCCCAGGCGUCCCGCUACCCACUCCUUCCCUGACGGACACGCCGGGAAGCAGGUGGAGGAGACAGCGGUAGCGGCGGCAGUGGCCCCGAGGGGCCGUGUGGUGACCACGGCCGAGCCGGGCGCAACCUCCCCGCCCCCUCCCGCUCGGUUCCCCAAGGCGGCCGACCCGGGCUGGGAUGGCCCGACGCCGCCUUACCAGCCGCUCGUGCCCCAGACGGCGGCGCCACACACCGGCUUCACCGAAUACUUCAGCAUGCACACGGCCGGGGGCUCCGUACCCCCGGUCUGAGCACCCCUGGUCGCCCCUGUCCCAUGGGCCACGCACCGGGCCCCGGCUGGGCUCCGGACCCCCAGCUCUGUCCCUUCCCCAGGGCUUGGCCAACCCUCCCAACUCUCCCCACCCCGCGUACCCAGGUUGGGUGCGCUGCGUCCCCCCCCCCCCUUCCCCUUUGUGCCAAACGGUCCCGCGGGAGCCGCUCUCCCCGUCCCCUCCCUCAGCCCCUGCCCCGAACGGCGCCGGAUUCUGGGCUCCCGCUGUUCCGUGAUCUUCGACCCCCCGAUCCCCUCCGAGACCUCUGACCCCGUCGGACUCCGGCACACCCACGACGACCGCCGGGACCCAGCUCGUGACUCCAGGAUUCUGCGACCCCGAGGACGGAUAUUGUGAAGCUGGUCUGACUCAAACCCUCCCUCGGACCUGUGACUUCGGACCCGUGCUCUCUGCCCCUAUCAGCAUCCGGGGGCCUUCCCUCGGUCCCUUGCACAAAGACUCCCCCGCCCCUUGCCAAAAUAAAAGAGGAUUCGUUUUUA
This is a messenger RNA of Marmota monax (woodchuck), 2635 nucleotides long. RefSeq names its product transmembrane protein 145 (gene Tmem145). The transcript has 15 exons. The record is from RefSeq and is a predicted model, not a curated record. The coding region runs from base 42 to 2114 and encodes 690 amino acids. Gene Ontology annotation, biological process: G protein-coupled receptor signaling pathway; response to pheromone. Lineage: Eukaryota; Metazoa; Chordata; Mammalia; Rodentia; Sciuridae.